AUGGUAGAGAAAAGACGCACCCAGGAGAGCAGACGUAAAGGUCCGACUCGACUGCAGUGAUGACACAUUUAUCGCCGAGGCUCGAAAACUUUGGCGCCAGGGUUUUGUGUCUCGGAUACGAACAAGGAAACAUCUCUCGAACAUUUUGACUUUUCGUCAGCUCCUCCUGCUGAGAAACCAAAGUCUGGCUUCCAUUCCGGAUGCCAGGGUCACGCCUGCGGAACUUGGCACUGCCACGCUGAGUACGCCGCGGGCGUCGGCAUCCACGAGGGCCAACGAGGGACGGCCAAGCACAAAGCCCGAGCCCAGCAAAACGAUUGUGAGCGCCAGAGAGCGCCAGCUGCAGGCGUCUGCUCCAGCCGGCCCGUUCACCUGAUCAGUGAUCGCCUCCUGCUGCCCUUCGCACGACGACGACGACCUUCCAAUUCGCACCUUACAGCCGCUGAAAACAACAAGUCAUCCACCAUGGCAAGUCAUCCCCUUGCGCGCGCCCCUCGAGUGGGAACACGUUGCACCUGCGCGCUGUCCCCACCCCAAGGUCUGACGCGCCGGUCGGCUGGCUGUCGAGUCUCGACGGGCGCGCUGUACGGUGCUCGGCCUGGGCGAGACGACGCGGACCACCUCGACUGACUGGCUCGCAACCCACGCAAACUGCAGGGAAAAUCACAAUCCAAGUUGUCGCCUGAGGACCUCAAGGACCUGCAAAAGAACACCUAUUGUCAGUCGAAGCCUUGCCUCGUCGUACUUCCCUGGUGCUGGCCUGGCAAGAACCGCUCCCCCACGUCGUCAUUGGGUCAUCCCAAGCUCGCGAGUCCAGCCCGUCCAGCCCGUCCAGCCCGUCCGCGGCGUGCCCCAGGCUCUGUACUCGCCAGAUCGGAACGUCGAUCAGGCGUUCAUGAUCCGAGGAGAUCGUGCCAUUAUCAUACAUCCGGUGCUGACUGCGCGUGCCCCCCCCCCACCUCGCCUUGGACGCGGGCUCCACUUCAUGCUUUUGAUCUCUACAGUCGACAAGAAGGAGUUGCAGCAAUGGUGAGUGCUCCAACGAUUCGCACCUAGAUCCGAGAGACCGCGCGCUCACUGUUUCUUCGCAAACCCACCAUCAGGUACAAGGGCUUCGUCAAGGAUUGCCCUUCGGGCGUCCUCAACCAGGACGAGUUUGCGCGUAUCUACAAGCAGUUCUUCCCCUUUGGCAACCCCAAGGCGUUCGCCGAGCACGUCUUCAAAGUAUUUGGUUAGUUCACAUCUCGUCUCUUCGAUGAACGCUCGCCAGUAGGGCUGUAGAGGCCGAUCUGACCAUUUCCCGAACUGGCGCCGGCUGCUUACGAGCAGACAAGAACAACAACGGCACGAUCGACUUUCGAGAAUUCAUCUGUGCUCUCUCCAUCACGUCCCGAGGCCAGCUCGACGAAAAGCUCCAAUGUAAGCAGACCUGUCUCCUACGCGCCACCCUGGACCCCUCGUCUGACUUUGGCUCUCUCUUUCAAUGACUUCAGGGGCAUUCCAGUUGUACGACAUUAACAGUGAUGGUACCAUCACGUACGACGAGAUGCUCAAGAUUGUCACUGCCAUUUACGACAUGACCGGCGAGAGUGAGUUUCCCUUCACUAUCGCACGUCCCACUUUUUUUGUGGCGCAGCUGCUAAUGUGUCCGUGCAUCGAUCUGUCUUUGUAGUGGUCAAGCUGCCGCCUGACGAGGAUACCCCUACCAAGGUCAGUUGUCCGCACACCGGUGCAGUACACUUUGCUUGGCUCUCAGAAGGCUGACUCCGAUCUGGUCCACAGCGAGUCGACAAAAUCUUCCGCCUUAUGGAUCUCAACCACGACCAUCAGGUACGUCUUGUGCGAUCGCGAUCGAAAUGCUCUCGUGCAACACGGUCUGACCCCACCUCACCCACUUGCGCGUGCCACGCAGCUUACAUUUGAGGAGUUCAAGGAAGGAAGCAAGAAGGACCCCACAAUCGUCCAGGUGAGGCCCGAGUGAACCCUAUCUACGCUUGACAUCUUGACAGCGCUGACACGACGGUUCGUUUUGAUCCCACCGCCAGGCCUUGUCGCUCUAUGACGGACUCGUAUAA
Molecule: messenger RNA, 2075 nt
Organism: Microbotryum saponariae
Lineage: Eukaryota; Fungi; Basidiomycota; Microbotryomycetes; Microbotryales; Microbotryaceae
Source: the annotation of a GenBank genome assembly